AUGCCGCAGUUUGCUGCAACCUUUGUCCCCGGAGGUUACGACGAUUAUUCCAUGCCCGAGAUGUACGCUCCGGCGCCCCAAAGGGUGAUGCCUGAAGUUCCUCAAAACAUGCAACAGGACCUCCAGCGCAUGGAAUACCAGGCAGGACAAGCUCGACCUCAACAUUCAAACAACGGCGCCGGGCCCAACUACGCUGGCGGCUACGGUCAAGAGCACGGCGAGCCCGACAGCAGCAACUUCCGACCCUUCGAGGACGAUCCGAACCACGCCCCCUACAAGUCGAUGGCGGCCAACGAGAUGCCGAGCUACACCCCCUUCCCCAAGGUGAAGGGGGACAACAUCCCACCAAGUGAUGUUGAAAAGGAGGAAAUAUUAUACAACGCGCGCGAACAUGUACUGCACUCCAACAAUGUCAAUAUGCAGCUGUCGUGGGCGAGGGACGCCCUCAACUACGUCGAGAUCGCGUCCGAGGAUCGCGCGCGGGGCGCUGCUAACAGCGGCCGCCCGAGUACCCCCCAGCAACAGCAUGAACUCCGUCUCGACGCCAUGAACAUCAUCAGGUAUCUCAGUGAACAGCACCACCCUGAGGCCGUGUUCAUGAUGGCCAAGUGGGACGAGUUCGGAAAGUUCGACGUGAGGGAGGACAAGAGGAAGGCUUUCAUGGGCUACAAGCUCGCAGCCGAGCAGGGCUGGGGGCGCGCCGAGUACAGGAUGGGAAUGCUCUUCGAGAACUCCAACGAGUUCGACAAGGCGAUCACGCACUACUACAACGGUGAGAGGCUGGGAGACUCUGCCGCCAUGUACCGGCUGGGCAUGAUGGCCCUGCUUGGGCAACACGGCCAGAGACAAGACUUCCAGCGGGGUAUCGACCUGAUCAACAGGGCCGCCGACACAGCAGACGAGGAUGCGCCACAAGGAGCCUAUGUCUUCGGAAUGCUCAUCGCCCGAGAUCUCCCCGACAUCACUGUCCCCGAGGGCCUUCUUCCCUACAAGGUCGACACCGCCAGGCAGUACAUCGAGAAGGCGGCGUACCUCGGAUUCGCGAAGGCCCAGCUCAAGAUGGGCCAAGCCUACGAGCUCUGCCAGCUCGGAUGCGACUUCCAGCCUGCUUACUCCCUGCACUACUAUGGCCUUGCCUCGGUACAAGGUCAGCCCGAAGCGGCGCUUGGCGUCAGUCGAUGGUUCCUUUUCGGGUACGAAGGCAACUUCGCCAAAAACGAGGGGCUCGCGUUCAAAUACGCAAAACAAGCCGCAGACGCCAAGCUUCCCACCGGCGAGUUUGCCAUGGGUUACUACCACGAGAUCGGAAUACACAUGCAGAAGGACCUGAACGAGGCACGGCGGUGGUAUGAGCUGGCAGCGUCGCAUGGCAACCCCGACGCCGUCGGACGAUUGGACAGCUUGCAGAGGAACAAGAGCUUGUCGAAGAAGGAUCACGAGACAACCGCUCUCACCAGAAUCAAGUCCCAGCAUGGCUCGAUGAGGGGCAAGCGGCCAGAGCGGCUGCAGAGGCUCAAGGACCAGCAACACAUGGCAGCGUUGCCCGAGGGCCCAGCAACGCCAAACGACCCGAGCGGAAGAAGCCCAAGAGCAUCGCCGAACCCGUCUCCCAGGCACGGUCCGCCAGGUGCCGAUGGCCGGCCACCUGCCUUUGGCUUGAACGUCAACGUGGACCACGGCAACCUCGCCAUGAGGCCGAAGUCAGCAGCGCCCUACCCAGAAGACGAAACGAAACCUUAUCCCCUCAACGUCAACAGACCGGCGUCCGCCGCUCCAUACCCCGAAGACGGAUAUCAGCCACCGAUGCGCAACCAAGGCGCUUUCGGAAUCCGUCCAGGAAGCGCUGGAAGAGGAGGACCCGGACCAAACAACCUGGCACCUGGUGUCAUCCCGCCAGCAGGCAUGCCCCCGGGUGGACGAGGCUACAGGCAGCCAAGCCCUGGGCCAGCAGGAGGCUACAGACAGGGCAGCCAGGGCAGCAUGGGCAGCAUGGGAGGACCGGAUGGACGAAGACCUGCCGGCGGACCAGGUGGAAAUGCAGCAGGACGAGGCGCACCGUACGGACCACAAGGCCCCCAGUCGCCACCGAUGAUCCCACCCGCAGGCUCCAUGCCCGGACAAGAGUACGGCGGACGGUCAAGCUCGUUCGCGCCGCGGCAAGACUCCCUCGGGGGCCCGCAGCAGCAGGGCCGCCAGUCGAGCGGGCCACGGCCACCUAUGGCCGGCUACACGCUGACAGACAACGGCGGGCGGGCAAGCGCGCCGCCGCAGCAGAACCCGGCCGGUGCGCGGCCCACGCCGCCCUCGUCGUCACACGGCCCCGGCACGGCCAGCCCCGCGCCCAGCACGGCCAGCGCGCCCCCCAAGGCGCCGCGCAAGCCGACGGACCACCCCGACGGCAAGACUAUGGGCAACGGGCCGGCUACGUUUGAUGAGAUGGGCAUCCCUAAGACUAAGGAUAAGGAUGAUUGUGUCGUCAUGUAA
Diaporthe citri is the source of this 2484-nucleotide messenger RNA. RefSeq lists its product as uncharacterized. The transcript has 4 exons. Gene Ontology annotation, molecular function: protein binding. The record is from RefSeq and is a predicted model, not a curated record. NCBI's taxonomy places the organism in Eukaryota, Fungi, Ascomycota, Sordariomycetes, Diaporthales, Diaporthaceae. Bases 1 to 2484 code for a protein of 827 amino acids.